Molecule: messenger RNA, 9251 nt
Organism: Porites evermanni
Lineage: Eukaryota; Metazoa; Cnidaria; Anthozoa; Scleractinia; Poritidae
Source: the annotation of a GenBank genome assembly
CAAUCUGUCCUCCAACAUGGCGGAGGAGGCUGCACCCGUGAAAAGUUCUCCGCAAAAAAGCCUUCGAAGACGGCGAAAAGAGCUCCGUCACAGGGCUCAAAGCCUCGUAGAGGGAGCUACAGAUCCUUGGGAAGAGGUGGAAGAGUACGAGACUGUUAUUCCUGAAGGUUCGGAAGAUGAAUUUGUUGACGAGGAGACUGCAGAAAUCGCCGAAGAAGUGAUCGAAUUCACAUACACCAUUCGGGAGCUAGGGGCAGAAAUGAUUCUAGGUUAGGAAUAUUUUCCUUGAAAUCGGGAUAAUGAACGAUAAAUAACUAUAGAAUGUUAGUGUUUGACCAUUGUUACCAUCAAGCUUAGCAAGUGAAUAGGUAUGUUUUUAGAUCUGUUCUGAAGACAUGGCUGAAAACAUGGCUUCGUCAAUUGUGGUUUGAUUUUAUCUUUAGAUCAGAUUCCAUUUUUUAAAUCCAAUAAUUUGAUUUUUUUCAUUUAAUGUGUUAAUAGGAUACACAUGGUGGUCUCUGAUUCAUGGAAUUGCUCCAAUGAUUUGGUUCUAUCCACUGAAUGAGUUGGAAAUCUCUGGUUAUGAGGCAUUUGUGGUUACAGUUCUAUCACCAAUAUUCACUGGGUUUAGUGCUCUUCUGCAGUUUUCAGGGACCAUACAUGGCUUAGCAUUUUGGCGAGUUCUGUCUUUAGUUGGUGUUGCUUCUUUCCAAGCUCCCACAACUCUCAUCAGAUUAAUAAUGUUAGCAUUUGGCUGUGGAACGGCAAUGCUUUGGUUUUGUGGAAUGAUCUGGAACAAAGAUCCUAAGGAGAGGUAAUUAAAGGUGGCACGCUUAAUGAAGGUUCUGGUUGGACAAAAUUACAAAUGCAAUGUAUCAUAAAACAAAUUUAGAUUUGGUUUUUGUGAUAUCUCGGUAAGUGUUAUCAGCAUCAACCUUUAGCUUGGCUGAUAACACUUACCUUGACCUUGUUUAUUAUUUGUGCUAAAUCAAUAACCCAUUUUUCCAAAAACAAUGUAUAACUAUUUCUAUGGUCCAAUUUAAAUUUCAGGGUUUUGUCCUUCUGGGGAUUAGUCUUGGGCUUCUUUCUGUUGCUGACACUGCGCAUUUCAUACAUCACCGUCAAUCCAAUCUGGUCGGAUGUCACAAGUAACAGGGUCAUUCUUCUUAUUGCUGUUAUUGCAACAAUGGACAGAGUGUAUACUGGUUAUAUGAUGUCCAUCUCUCAGUCAGGUCCUCCAUCAAAGUCACCAACUGAGCCCCAAGACUCAAGGGUGUCAGGUUCUGGGUGGCUGUUAGUGGCAUUAGGUUUUGGUGCUUUGAUGUUCCUUACCCAUGGUGUGUUUGGUGAAGUGUCACUUGUUUGUCGCUGGGCUGUAUCAGGGUAUCCAGAUACAGGUCCCAAGCCUAAUCCAUGGGGGUAGGUACCAUAUUAUGUUAAAAUUUGCUUCCAACAUUUAAUCAGAGGAGAAUAAUUUCUAUAUUCUUAUAAACUGGGAACUGGGGGUGGGGGUAGGGUUGGCUAGGGGAAUUUUUCUGUUUAAUUAUUUCCGUUAUUUUCUCAAAGGAUUGUAUUGCCAAGCCAGAACUUUAAGAUGUGCAAAUAGUAUGUAGAACAUCUUGAUGAAAAUUAACUCCUCACUAAGGCACAAACUUGGAUACUGGCACCUUUCAUGGUCUAUGUUGAUCCCAAUUAUUCAUCAUUAUUUUAUAGUCACUUACGGCACAUCUUGGACAAGACCUACUUUGUUGAUCUUCACAUUAAUAGUUUAAUAAUGUCUGGCGACUAUUGUGUAAUUCUAGAUUUCUAAUAAUGACUUUAAAAAAAUGAACCUGGAGCAAUGUAAGAUGUGGAAUACAUACAAAGUCAUGAUCUUAUUUUAUUUUCCCAUUCUCAGUUUACUAACAAAAGGUAAUAGAUUUGAUGUACAGGGUAUUUCAGAAGAUAAAUUAAUAUGACCAAUUCAUGCACAAAUAUGAUGGUAGUUUUUUGUUGUACUAACAUGGGCAUGCUAUGCAUUAAAACUACCUUUUUAAAUUUCUUUUCUUACAAUUGUGUCAGAGCCGCUGUAGUCAUUGCUCUAGGAGUCGGAGUUCUCCUAUCUCGUCAACACUGGACUAGUAAUUUGUUGUGGUGGUUAAUCGGCUCAGCUGGUGCUGCCGUGUUAUACUUUGCUCCCCGUCAUUGGUCAUUUGCCGGCGGACUCAUUCUUGGUGUCUACACCAUGUCAGUUUGGCCAGCUAUGAUUGACAGACUGUUUUGCCGUCCUGUCGCACGGACACUAACUUUGGCUAAUGUGGUGUACAUAGUUCUUACACUGGGAUCAGUGUGGGUAGUGGCUUACAAUUUUGUUCCGGGAGGAGAAUACACAAGAGAAAGGACACAUGUAUUGCUAGGAAUCACCAUGGUAUUAAUUGGUAGGUCAAAAGUGAUUUGUGUUUGUAAUUUGGUAAUUUGCUACAGUUUUUCGUCAUUUUUAGCCAACAGAUAAGGGUGUCAAAUUGCACCUAAUGCUGGUGCCCUGCACCAUUGUAGCCUGAGAAAACAGCCCACAUUUCACAUCAACACCACUGGUUUCCCCAGCGAAAUGACACCUGAGGAACGAGCACAGAACUUGCAUACCGAUUACCAGUCACUACCCAGAUCUGGGUAGUGCUUCUCAUCGGUUGUUCUGCAUGCGACAUUUACUUCAACCAAUCAGAAGCACUACCCAGAUCUGGGUAGGGACAUUUCAGUAUCGAAUUUCUUCACAUGUCCCAAGACAUCAUUUUGCAGGGAAGCCAAGGGUGGCGUCGCAAAUAUCGGCUGUUUGUUUCUCUCUGGCUACCAUACACCUAGUUAUGACCUGCCCAAAAUAAUGAUAACCUGGUAAGUUGAUUUUCUUUAAACCCCCUGGUUUUAUAACCUCAUGUGUCUAGGGACUCGAUUCUCAAAAGACUCAAUAACUUUUCAGGCCUGUAGUGGCUGCAUUAUCAUUUAUAAAUCAGAAUGUUACACAUUGCAAUGUAGUUCAAGCUUGUAGACCAAUCCAGUUUUGUGUCUGCAGCUUUGAAAUUCUCAAAUCUUUGAAAUUCUCAAAUCAACCUCAUUUGAAAAUUAUUAAAGCACUGCAGCAAUCCGAUUCUUGCUUUCUGGAUCCAAAAUGUCAUCAAGAUUGUUAAGGAAUGCAGGGCUCAAGAUACUUAAUUCCACUAGAAGGACAUUUUUUGGCUGCUAAACUAAUUUGUCAUUUGUGUACAUGAUUGUACAUUGAACAGUAACGUUAACAUUUUGGUAUUUUUGUUGUUGUUCUGAAAAUAAGGGCUCGCCUUAAGGACUGCGUCAACACCGGAUGUUAAGGAAGCAUACGGUAAAAUGAAGAAAGAAGAGAAAGUCAGCAGUGAUCAGAAAAGUUCUGAUGGAAAGCCUUCUCCAAAGAAAAAAGCCGUUGCAGUCAAGUUCAAUAAUGUAGCUUUUCUUGAGGAGCAUGGAGAUCGAUUUUGGUUUUUCAAGACUCAUGUAAUUCCAGGUAAAACUGGUAUUAUUUGCGCUUUGGUGAUUAUUCUUAUUGAGUGCCACUUGAGAAUAUUUUUUCAAGCGUGUAACCAGAUUUGAUUUCAUUUGAGUGCCAUUUUUUGUGUAAUCAAGUCAAGAAAGCUUCCCUGGACUAAUGAUUAAUUCAAUUGUCUUUGUAAUAUUCCUUUGUAGUCCUAUUUUGUCUCUUGAUUGCAUCGUCUGUUCUUAUGGGAAUGCGGUAUCAAAGACAUGAGUACCUCACACCCGCUCCAGAGGUUAGUAAUUACCAUCAAAGAAUAAGGUUUUGAGAGAGUCAAAGUAAAGGGACCAUGUCAUGUAUAAGAGAGAGCUGUUUGUGGUAAUAAAGUAGCAUAUUGAUAAUGAUGCUGCACUUCUUUGUUGUCUUAACAGGAGCAGAAAAAGUUUUCUGCCAUGAUUUGGACAGUCCAUUUUGCUUAUGAUAAUGUUGGCUGGCCCAGUUUUGAGAGAGCUGCACAGAUGAUAAAUGACACUGGUAUGUUUUCUCUUAGUGAAAAGUUUAAAAAAAUGUCAAGGCUUUAUGGACUGGAGUCCUAACUCAGAUUUCUUUUAGUGUUUGUCUUCCUCUUUCAGCACAUAUUCCUGUUUUUUUAUUUUUUUUCUGCUUCAAUUUCAAUUAUAGCACUUACUCUUCACUUGCCUUUGUAGCAAGCACCUCUGUCCAUCAAACAGAGUGUAAAUGUUGGCAUGCAAAAUUUAGUGCAAAGGGAGGGAGGGUUGGAAAGAGAAUUCUUGCAGACAAACCCCUUGAUGUGCACCUUUCCUUUACCUCUCCUCCCCCCUGUUACCAGUUUUUCUGCUCUCACCACAACUUUUGGGCGCUGCUCACAUUGGAGCCCUUGCAAUGCAGGUUAACUUGCUCACCCCGCCCCCCAUCUGCUCCCAGUCUACACAGACCCCAAAUAACCAUUACUCCUCUCCCAUCCCCCCUACUAGACACUUCAGCUGCCUAUCCACCAACACGCACAACCACCCUCAUGCGGUUGGUUGCACUCACUGACCUGCCCUUUUAUAUUUUUCUUAGGUGCUGAUGUGGUUGGUUUUCUAGAAAGUGACUGUUCUAAGCCUUAUCUUGGGAAUCAUGAUCUAGCAACAUGGUUUGAGGAAAGACUUGGAGUGUACUCUGAUUUUGGGCCCUCUACCAGAGAUCAUACAUGGGGGUAAGGUUCCGACUGAAACCUGUAACCUUAAAAUUGAUAACUAGUUUUCCCUCUCAAAGCAAAAUGCUGAGGAGUGAAUAUUCAUAUCCUAUAAAUUGCUAAGUGUCCGAUGCUGCCUAAAUCUCAUAAAUCAGACUAUAUGUUACCACUCAGUAAUAACAUUACUCUAACUGUGGCUGUAAACUCGCAAAUUUGAACAUUACAAAAACGAUCAGCUCAUACAAGUGGGUGGGGGGGGGGAUGGUGUUGAAAAAGACCUAAAGGAAGUGACAUCUGGUCUCAUGUCGAAUUCUAGAGGUUGAUCCAAAGUCACCUGGCCCUUUUUUGCUGUUAUCUCUUCAAUAAUUCUUAGAAAUUAAAUGCCCUAAAACAGCUUUGUCAUUUUCCUGAACUCUAUAGAGAUGAUCUACUGCCAGGUUGUUUUGUUGGACACGGGUUGCACAAUAUGUCUUUUUGUUUGAAAACACUUGUUAUCCAGUACUUAAUGUACUUGUGUUUGAAACCCAGGAUUUUUACAGCAACUCAUGCUUAAUCUUGUCAGCCAGUGCUGAAUACUCCAAAUAAGAUCAUCAAAUGCUAAUUAUGUAGUAAAAAUCAAAGUCACUGCCCGAGUGGUUAUUUAUAUAUCUUUAUUUUUUUGUAGGGCCACUUUGCUGUCCAAAUACCCAAUAGUAAAGUCCCAUCAUCAUUUACUUCCAUCUCCCGAAGGUAAGAUAAGUCAAGGCAGUGUAAUUAUAAUUUCUGAUUUACUAACAUUUUAUUAAACUAUCAACAACAAUCUGGCUCACAACCAACCAAAUAGCACAAGACAUAACUUUCUUCUUCACCUGAGAUAGGUUGCAACUUUAUUCAUAACCUUGUGCUUUAUGCUUGGCUGUAUCUCCCAUUUUGCAACUGGCUAAAUGAUCCCUGUAAGAGAUUAUUAUGUGGAUUGUAUACUGUUACAAAAAAUUAAUAAUGUUUUUUGCGUAUUCUCUUAUUCAUGUAAUAGGAGAACUAGCUCCAGCCUUAAGUGCGACAAUCAACAUCACUGGUGACCUGGUCGACUUUGUCGUUGUUCACAUGGGGAAUGAUCGGUGAGCAAAUAUAUAUCCAUUGAGUUAACAAAUUAAGUCUUUGAACCAACCUCAGUCCUAGGCUUCUCUCCUACCCAUCCCUACGGAGUGAGAGAGAACCUGGGAAUGAGGUUGGUCUUUGAACUAGCGUGGAUUGUUGGCCUGCGUGGCAGGACUGGAAAGGAAGAGAGGAGGUAGAGAAAAGGGAGAGAUAUUCCUUUUUCCCUUUCACUUUUUUCUCCUCUCCCCCUCCCCCUCCCCCUCCUUUUUAUGGGCCUGCCACACAGGAUAUAUGGAUAUAUAUCUGUAGAAAUACCUAGGGGCAUUUCCACUCCCUCCUGGGUGGGUUGUUAGUCCAUUGCUGGGAAUGAAUAAAAUGAUCACGUACGGGAAAAUGCUUUGAUCUUUAAGCAAAUUCUCUCAAUUUAUUCUUUGAAGAAAUGUAUGGAAAGCAGUUUAGAGAAUUUGUAUGUGGAUCAGUUGGGCCUAAAGGGUUAACUAGCCGCAGCUUGGAAGAGUUACUUUUAGUAUCAGCUAUUUCUGGUUAAAUUUAUUCUUUAAGUCAUUUUUCGUUUCAUGUACGAUGCUACAGCGAUAACUUGGAUCGUAAGCUUCAGGCUCAAGAACUAGCCAGGAUUAUGGACGAGAGGUAUGAGCUUGUUCAUUUGUGUGGCAAAAUAAAUCAGAAAAUCCCUCUCAAAUCCGGUCGCAUUUUAUAAUUUUUCUUUAGCGACAAUUAUAAAAUCUAUAAAACGUCUAUGAAGCAAUUAUAAUCAUCUAGGCUAGUCGACCUCAAUGUAGGCGAAACAACUUGUAGGCCAAACGACUGACAUUCCUUUUUGCUUUUCCAUUCUUCUUAAUUUCAUUGAUGCCCAAGUUCAAAUGGAAUCUCAAAUCUUAAAGACGUACGUUCCACAUAACCCCAAGAAAGUUGUUAAAUAUCGCUUUUUAUAAUGUUGACACUUUUGGUCAUUGUAGUCCUAACCCUGUGGUAUUUCUGGGAUAUGUGACGUCAUCUCCGAAGAGUCGAGAUUACCGCACACUGAUAGAGAAAGGUCGAACCAAGGUAAAUAUGAACUCAUUUUGCUCUUUCUUUUAUGCACUGUGUUAUAAGGCAGUUCUACUACGUCGUCAAAUGAUUGAAGAUGAUUUGUUGGGGUCCUUUACAGUUCACAGAGGUUAUAGUACAUUUUCAAUCCCAAGAGAUUUUUUUAAUGGAAAUAACGACGUACAAAUAUACGGAACAAUAUACCAACUACGAACUGAGAAAAUAGGAAAUCCCUAGGGAUAGUGAAUUCUUCGCCAGCACACACAGUGUUCUCUCAGUCAGAAAAAUUCUCGAAAGAUUGCAUGCUAUGGAUUGAAGUUUAACUUUUUUUUGUAGUUGUUAUCUGGGUCGGAUGUCUACGUUUCUAUAGAAAUUGGGACUAAGUCCACCCUUUUAUAGUCUCCUGCGUGACUCCUGUCCGAGAGACUGCGAAGGAGACUAACCCCUUUACGGUAGAAAAAUUUCGCUUGACUCGUUCAGCUAUGUCACCAAGUUUGACCCAUCUUAUUCAUUUGUUGAUUUGGUUUGUGUUGUUCACAUUUCUAGGACAUUGACGAAACGGACUCUGACCGCUGGUGUGAAUACAUCAUGUACCGCGGGCUUAUACGUCUAGGAUAUGCACGAAUCUCCCAUGGGGGACUUAGUGACACCGAGGUUCAAAUGGCCAAGUUUCGUAUCCCUCUCCCAGGCAAACCAUACCGGGAUAACGACGUUCUCACUACAAGUUCUAAAGAUGUCCCCAACGACGUUAGAUUUUCCAGCAGGUGACAAAAACUACAAAAGGGAGCUUAAGGAAAAGUGUUUUUUAGCGACGCACAUCAACCCGGGAAAUGAACCCUUUUCCCCUCUAUCAUGCCAUGACGCUUCCAAAUUUGAAGUGCUUAGUGUCUUUAGUCUUGAAGAGACGAUUUGUAGAGACGUCCAACGGCAAGCGUGAAUUUGUACCACGUUACCAAGUUUCCACUUUACUUGUCGUUUACUGUUCAUUAUUUCUACACGUAAACUAGUAGUUUCACGCAAUUUUUUAUCCAUAAGAACUGUUUUGAGCUGUUUUUAUCUUCUCAUUUUCUAUUUUGAGAAAUUCUCAACUAGAAUCUGACGUUUGCCGUUUGCCGUAUACGCGAAACUUAAACUGUCUAAUAUUUGGGCACCACUUCUGUUCAAGGAUGCAAAAAAAAAAUCCUCUUCCGCCGGGUUGACGUGCGUUGCUGCGGCAAGGAGACGUUUUUGCUUAAGCCCUCUAAAGUUUUCGUUGGUUAUGGGUUUCCUACGAAAAGAGGCUUCCAUAGUGUGGGGGACAACCAUUCUGCACCAUAGACAAAGUAGAGCUUUAUCAGAGUGAAUCUCUAAACCACAAACUUCUAUACCCCGUGUACUAUGGAUCUUGACCGAACGGACUGGAAUGAAAUUUAAAAUUAUUUUAAUCGGUAGCAUAUCAUGAGUUCAAUUUUUGCAAUACAGUGAUUCUUUUUAUCUAUAUAUUUCUGAUUUCUUUUUUAUCUUGUUCCUCAGGUUUGGGUCUUUCUACAAAGGUCAUUACUCCGCCUGGCAGCAUCAUUACCACAUGUCAACACCAAAAUACUUCUUGCCAGCCGACAAGCGGUGAAGAAAAUGAAGAGAGUCGCCGGCAUAGUAAAAAUCGUGUGGAGUGCGCACUCUUCGAAAGAACCAGACACCAUGAGGCUGUGAGAAAGGAAGAAGUUGUCCAUAAUACACCACGAGUGACCGAAGUGUUACCGAUUAGCAGCCGACGAUCCGCUCGGUUUACGAUGACGACAGUUGUGCUUAUUGUUGAUUCUGGCUUAUCCCCAAUGAUUCAACCAGAAAAAACAAAGACAACAGGCUUGAGGGGAAACAAAAAUAAGGAGAUACCGCGCUGCAACGUGGCUUGACUUUAAAGACUGAGGCCGUAGUGCUUUGUACGUUAUUUUAUAAUGCUAUGAACUCGCUUUUUACCAAUGAGUAUUUAUAUGGCGAAGCAACGCUAAACAUGCGUGAAAUCUGCGCAGAACUUACUUAGAAUUAGAAAUACAUGUAAAAAGUAGUACCAUGAUCACCAAAGUGUAGCUCUACCCCGCUGCUCAAAAUUAGAUGUCUUAAUUCGAAUUUGAGGCCAAUACUAGGCUUCAAAAACAUGCUUAUGCAAUGGGGGAGAAUCGUGAAAUGUCUUUUGCGCUGAAGAAAAGUAACUACAGAAAAGUGUAGGAAGAGGAAAGGAUCACCUAUUCGAAUUCCUGCCCCGCCGCUCUAGUACCAUUCAUAUUCGAAAAACAAGUGUUUGUCGUUCGUUUGUUGUUCGCUUCAUCACAAAACUGUUAAAUUUCGCAUUGUUUUCCGUCGCCCAUGUCUUUAUACGAUUUCAGUAGUAAUGCGUUUGCUGAAUUUGCGCGUGACUUGAGUCAAUUUAGAAAAGACUGAAAAUUGACUUAAAAGUGAGUCUGGAGAAUAAACGGU